AUGGCCGCUGCAAGACGUUUGUUGUUGCUGACCUUUGUUUUGGCGUGGUGUUGGUGUGGUGGCUUGCUUGGUUUGGAGACUUCGACACCAGGAGUCGACGAAUCUUGGGAAACAAAAACCACCACAGCGUCUCCAGGAGUGGCCGGAUGGAACGACAGGGUGGACUACAAGAACUUGACCAACGCUGUCCGUGACAUAAUCGCAGCCAUGACACCCAUGGCCGAUUGUACUUUGGCCAUACACGAAGGGGCGGCCGAAGGGGAUUUCCCGGGUAACGUCGUCAAGUCUUUACACGGCAAAGCAGUGACGACUACACACUACGGCUUGUCUACACCAGACCACGUGCAAUUGGUAUUAACGGAUAUCGGUCGGGUGGUCAACAAUGGUCAUCAAAUGGCUUAUGUGGUGCUAUCCACGCCGGAACUGAUGGAAACGCUCAUUUCUUCGAUCCGAAAAAGAGACCUGAUGUCCCGGAACGUUGUGUACAUGUUCUUGUGGUUGCAACACGCCAGCAAAGCGUUCUACACGGCCAUAACCGAAUCGAUGAGAGUGUGCAUCAUCACCACUCCUAGACCGGGAUUUUAUCAGAUCUAUUACAACCAAGCGAGCGCCACCGGUCGUCGGACCGAUCUGAAAAUGGUCAACUGGUGGUCGGCCACGGACGGGCUGGUCAGGUUUCCGCUUUUGCCCAAAACCAAACGAGUGUACAACGACUUCGAAGGCCGUCGGUUCGUCGUUCCCGUGUUGCACAAACCACCGUGGACGUUCGUGGAGUACAUGAACGACAGCAGUUUUCGCGUGGAAGGCGGACGGGACGACAAGCUGAUCAGAUUGCUAGCCGACAAGCUCAACUUUAGAUACAUGUACAUGGACCCGCCGGACAGGACCCAGGGUUCUGGUCUGGACGGCGGAGGGUCGCCGUCCGUGCAAGGAGUGUUGGGAUUGAUCUGGCAGAGGGAAGCAGACUGGUUUGUGGGCGACCUGUCUAUAACGUACGAACGCAAUCUGGUCGUGGACUUUUCGUUUCUCACUUUGGUCGACAACGAAGCGUUCCUGACUCACGCUCCGGGCCGUCUCAACGAGGCUUUUUCCUUGAUCAGACCGUUCCACUGGUCGGUGUGGCCGUUAUUGUUGGUGACCGUCGUGCUGGCCGGACCUAUCCUCUUCUUGCUUAUCAACUCCACGGUGGACAACGAGGGCCAUUGGUCGGCGACGUUGUUCUGGCAAUGCGCCUGGUGGUCGGUCACCGUGUUCUUGCAGCAAGCCGCAGUGGUUCCCUCGGACAGUUGCAAAAUCAGAUUCGUUGCCGGUUUGCUAAUACUGUCGGCCACUUAUGUUAUUGGUGACAUAUACUCGGCCAGCCUGACGUCGAUUUUGGCCAGACCGCCAAAAGAGUCUCCCAUCAACACUCUGGACGAGUUGUCCAAGGCUAUGCACGAUUCGGGAUUGCAAUUGCUGGUGGAAGUCCAGAGCGCUUCGCAAGCAAUGCUGGAGAACGGCACUGGCGUGUACGAGACACUGUCCAAACUGGUGCAGCGCCAAAGGGAAUACCUAAUAGGAUCCACAGAGAAAGGAAUGCAACUGGUCCGAGAUAACAAAAACUACGCGGUGAUAGGAGGUCGGGAGACAUUCUAUUAUGACAUUAAACGAUUUGGAGUCCAACAUUUUCAUUUGAGCGAAAAGUUAAACACAAGAUACUCGGCUAUAGCUUUCCAACGGGCGUGCCCGUACAUAGAAAACUUUGACGACGUGCUGAUGAGAUUGUUCGAGGGAGGUAUUUUGUCGAAAAUCACAGAGGAAGAAUAUCAAAAACUCAACGACCAGCUCAUGUCGACCACGGCCAAAGAGACUGCCGCUGAACCCGUGCUGGAAGGAUCGGCGGCCGAAAUUUUGGAAAAAGACGACGACGACCACAAAAUAGCCAUGUCCAUGAAAACGCUGCAAGGGGCAUUUUACUUGUUGGCUAUUGGCUCCAUGGUGGCUGGAUUUUUACUUUUGGUGGAAAUAAGAUCGGCAAAGGCCGGCCUGACAAAGAAACAAACGUUCCACGACGAGAGGAUGAAAAAUUACAAUAAACUAGAAGUAAUUUAUGAACAAAAUCAUCAACGAGUAAACAAAUAAAAAAAAAUAUGUCAA
Adelges cooleyi (spruce gall adelgid) is the source of this 2136-nucleotide messenger RNA. RefSeq names its product ionotropic receptor 40a-like. The transcript has 16 exons. Bases 1 to 2121 code for a protein of 706 amino acids. Gene Ontology annotation, molecular function: glutamate-gated receptor activity. The record is from RefSeq and is a predicted model, not a curated record. Gene Ontology annotation, cellular component: membrane. Lineage: Eukaryota; Metazoa; Arthropoda; Insecta; Hemiptera; Adelgidae.